Molecule: messenger RNA, 2583 nt
Organism: Microplitis mediator
Lineage: Eukaryota; Metazoa; Arthropoda; Insecta; Hymenoptera; Braconidae
Product: cytochrome P450 4C1-like
Exons: 12
Coding region: 94-1647 (517 amino acids)
Molecular function (GO): iron ion binding; oxidoreductase activity, acting on paired donors, with incorporation or reduction of molecular oxygen; monooxygenase activity
Source: RefSeq, a predicted model, not a curated record
GAAAUUAUUUAAAAGUAAGUUUAGUUCAUAUGAUUUCGUACUGGACGAUAUUAUUAUUUAUCUGAUGUAAAAUUCAUAAAAAUCAUUAGAAAAAUGUCGGGACUGGUUUCAAGCGAGUUUCGUUUACUGUCAAAUUACAACUUAUUCUCAUCGGGGACUUUGAUAGCUGCUAUUGUUAUUUUGAUACUGGCAUAUUGGGGGAGUGAUAUUAAAAAUUUUUUAGUAACUUAUCAUAAAUUAAAAAAAGCGGCCAAAGCAUUUCCGGGCCCUCCAACACUUCCUUUGAUUGGAAAUGGAUUGGCGUUUACAGGACCCACAGAUGAGUUUUUGAACAUAUUCGUGCAGAUCAAAAAAAAUUAUUCGGAUACCUUUAGAUUAUGGUUUGGACCUCAACUGGUUAUUUUCAUAACAAAUCCAAAAGAUUAUGAGGUUGCGUUGGGUAGUUCAAAAGUAGUUGAAAAAGCAUUUUUCUAUGACAUGUUGGAACCAGCCAUGAUAGAUAGUCUCAUUAAUGGAAAAGGACCAAAAAUUCGUGCAAGACGUAAAAUGGUGAUUCCCAUUAUAAAUGGCAAACAGUUAUCAGAGUAUAUCCUUAGCUUUAAUUUUCACUCUCGUCGUUCCGUGGAACUUCUCACAAAAAAAUCAGGCAUCGGUGAAUUCGACGUGUUCCAUGAUAUGGAACUUUGUAUUUUGGACAUGGUUUAUGAAACAUUGUUUGGGGUUGAAGGAACUGCUCAAACCAAUGGUGAUGCAUUAAUCGCUAGCCUCAUUGAGAAGGGCCUAAACUGUUUUUGGGAGAGAAUAUUUAAAUUCUGGUUGUACCCUGAAUUUACUUUUCAUUUAACCAAAAUAGGUAAAAUAUGGUUAGAUAGCAUUGAGAAAGGUACUCGAAUUUUAAAUAAGAUAAUAACAGACAAAAUAAAAAUAUAUGAAGCAAUAGAAAGAGGUGAAAAAAAUGUUGAAGGAUGUAAGGCAUCAAUACUGGAUUCAAUUGUCGAGAAUUCUGUUAAAACAAAUUCAAUGACUGUUGAUGAAAUUCGUUAUGAUUUGGUUGCUCUCUUUACUGGUUUUCAUGACACGAUUCAUGGUUUAAUAUCAUUUGCAUUAGUAAUGAUAGCGAUGCAUCCCGAUGUACAGGAUAAAGUACGUGAAGAAAUAUUGGAUGUUGUUGGAGCAAAUAGUGAUGUUUAUGAAGAACAAGUUGGUAAAUUGACAUACAUUGACAUGGUUAUCAAAGAAACUUUAAGACUAUUUCCGGUGGGACCUUUCAUUGCUAGAAGAGUCACUGAAGAUAUGGAUAUCGAAAAUCAUACGGUUCCGAAAGGCGCCACUCUGGCUAUCUUUGCUUUUGGAACUCAUAGAUCUGAAAAGUACUGGACGCAGCCUGAAAAGUUCAUUCCAGAAAGAUUUCUGCCGGAAAACUCAAAAGACCGGCAUCCUUAUGCUUUCAUACCUUUCAGUGGAGGCCUUCGUGGAUGCCCUGGUAAUAAAUUUGGUACUGUUGCUCUAAAAGUGGUGAUCGUUCAUAUGAUUCGUAAUUAUCAACUAAGUACGACAAUGAAACUUGAAACAAUGAAAUUGAGAACACAUAUAGCUACUCGGUCAGUAGACGGCUACAAAUUGUCUAUUAAAAAAAUUACUCCUUAAUAUAAUAAAGUAUACUUCAAAAAUUUUUUAAUGUAGGGGAGGAUGGGGCAGAGCAGCCCCCCUAAACCAAUUAUUACUUUUUUUGGCUUUCAACCAUAAUUUCCCUUUACUUUUGUCCUAUUUCGAACAAAUUUAUGGACAUUUUGCCAAAAUUCUAAAAAAAAAAAAUUUUUUUGUGGGGCAGAGCGGCCCCCCUCCAAAAAAUGAUAAAAAAAAUUUUUUUUUUUCGUUUUUUUUUUUUUUUAAAUUGUUUUCAUCAUUAAGAAUGUAUUUCUUUCUCUUGACAACUAUUUUUGGUUUUAUAUUACUCGAAAAAAAUUUUUUAAGGUGCAAUAAAUCAUUCACCCUCGAUUACCUUAAUUACUAAUUGUUAUUUAAUAAAAAAAAAAAAACAAUUCUAUAGUUUUACUUUAUUUCAAAAAUUUAUCAACUAAAAAAAAAAAAUUUUAUUUUUAUAAAUUUUUAGUGACCAAAUUUGCCUCUUACAUAGAUAAACGGCCGAAAAAUAUGAAAAAAUAAUUUUUUUGGAAGUUUCGGCUGGUCCAUUUUGCCCCAGGUGCUAUGCGUAGGGCUAGAAAUGUGGAAUUAUAAUAAUUUUUUUCUAAUUUGACGAUAAAAAUAUGAAAAAAUCACUUUUUCGAAAUUUUGGGCUUGUUCAUUUUGCCCCAAAUGUCAUGCGUGGGGGUAAAAAUGCGCAAACAUAUCGGAUUUAUAGUAAUUAGUUUAAAAAAAAAAAAAUUUUUUUUUUAUCAAAAUUUCAGGGGGGCCGCUCUGUCCCACCCUCCCCUAUACAUUAAUUUUAUUCAGAACUUAAAAAUUCUGGGAUUAUGUAUCCUAUGAAAAAGCGAUAGUUUAAAAAUUAUUUUCUAUGAAUAUCUAGUCACGACGCUCUUAUAUAUAUUUUUUUUUUUAAUCAAAUAAAUAAUUACUUAAAAA